GAUCUCCGGCAAGAUGGCCGAACACAAGAGCAUCUUACAGGGUGGUUCAGCGGGCUAUCAGAGACCCCCCUACCAGGACUAUGAUGCCCAGUUGGAAGGUGAGAUCGCUGCCGACAAGCCACCGGUGGAACAACGAGAGUUCAACACCCUGGAUGAGCCCGUCCUGACAACCAUCACACGGGACCUCAAAGCAAUCGGCAUCAAGUUCAUCCAUGUGCUGUACCCCAGACAAAAGAACACGCUCCUCAGAGAUUGGGACCUGUGGGGACCUCUCAUCCUCUGUGUUUUCCUUGCAACGAUGCUGCAGCAGUCUGAAGACGAGAAGGUUCACAACGGAGCCCCACAGUUUGCCCAGAUAUUCGUGCUCGUCUGGGCCGGUGCUGCUGUUGUGACGCUGAACUGCAGGUUACUGGGUGGAACGAUCUCUUUUUUCCAGAGUGUCUGUGUCUUGGGCUACUGCCUUCUUGCCCCUUGUGUGGCCCUGGUGAUCUGCCGACUCAUCAUGCUUGCUGGAAGCCAGACGAUUGCCUUGUUCGUUCUCCGUUUCUUUGUGGCCAUGCUUGGCUUCGGAUGGGCCACUUUUGCAUCCACAGCAUUCCUCGCAGACAGCCAGCCCGCGUCCAAGAAGGCGUUGGCCAUCUACCCAAUCUGCCUCUUCUACUUCGUGAUCAGCUGGCUGAUCAUCUCAAGGUCGCCGUAGCACCGGAACCACUCCUCGGACGUCUCCCGAGCUUUCUUGUAGGCCGUCUAAUCGCAGAGCGCACAUACUUUGAGCUGAGGAGACUUGCACAGAUGCUUUUGUCAGGGUGACACGAAGGCGAUUGUACUGACACCUCCCAGACAACAAAGUACUGAAUUUUCUGUGUUAGUAAGGUAGGCCCACUUACGGUGCGGACUGGACAGGAGUGCGGCACUGGCGUUUGGCUGGGACGAGAAGGCCCUCCUCACUGAGGCGGAAGACUCGGCACUGUGGCUUUGUUAUCGAGGAGGUGUUGGUUUUACCCUAAUUUAUUUUUCAUUGUAGAGGAGGUACAGCAGUGAUAGGUGCUCUCACAUAUCCGGAUGCCAGAGUGAGUGUUGGACGUCAUAUACCUGGUUUGGUGUAAAGCUUCAGCUGAAGGUUGGAGUAAAACAAUCGGCCCGUUGCAAUCCUUUUUUUUCCUGAGUUUAUUGAAGCAUGCAUUUUCGAGCGUGUGCGUGUGUGUGUGUUAAUGGGCGGGUCCGAUUCAUUCCAGAUCUCGAGGAAGGUGCGAGUUCUUGAGGUUCUAGUCAGAUUUCUAUGCCUGUGUACAAAGUUGUGUUUUCGGAAUAAAAACGGACAAACUAUUUCAGCAGGUA
Molecule: messenger RNA, 1338 nt
Organism: Ixodes scapularis (black-legged tick)
Lineage: Eukaryota; Metazoa; Arthropoda; Arachnida; Ixodida; Ixodidae
Product: protein YIPF6
Exons: 7
Coding region: 14-700 (228 amino acids)
Biological process (GO): endoplasmic reticulum to Golgi vesicle-mediated transport
Cellular component (GO): membrane; trans-Golgi network
Source: RefSeq, a predicted model, not a curated record